Messenger RNA from Phragmites australis (common reed), 2828 nucleotides. Its product is annotated as heat shock protein 90-5, chloroplastic-like. The transcript is spliced from 19 exons. Gene Ontology annotation, molecular function: ATP-dependent protein folding chaperone; ATP hydrolysis activity; ATP binding. Bases 111 to 2474 code for a protein of 787 amino acids. Gene Ontology annotation, cellular component: plasma membrane; perinuclear region of cytoplasm; cytosol. NCBI's taxonomy places the organism in Eukaryota, Viridiplantae, Streptophyta, Magnoliopsida, Poales, Poaceae. The record is from RefSeq and is a predicted model, not a curated record. Gene Ontology annotation, biological process: protein folding; cellular response to heat; protein stabilization.
CAUUGCUUACAAAAACCCUAACCCCUUAUCUUCUCUCUCUCUCUCUCUCUCUCUCCGAACUCCAAAGCGUAGCCGCGCCAGCUCGCGACCUACGCGGUCACUGUCUCCCCAUGGCGCCGGCGAUGAGCGGGACCUUGGGCGCUUCGUCCGUGGCGGCGCUGCGGCCCUGCGCGGGGAGGAGGGUGCCCGCCGCGAGCUCGGUUGCGCCGCGGGGGAGCGGAGUGGCGAGGUGUGCGAGAGGGGUCAGGUGGGGGUCAGGGAGUAGCAGGGGGAGGUUGGUCGGGGUGAGGUGCGACGCAGCCGUCGCGGAGAAGCCCGCCGGGGAGGAGGCGACCGAGGAGAAGUUCGAGUACCAGGCGGAGGUGAGCCGCUUAAUGGAUUUGAUUGUGCAUAGCCUUUACAGCCAUAAGGAGGUAUUUCUUCGGGAGCUUGUAAGUAAUGCGAGCGAUGCAUUGGACAAGCUAAGGUUUCUUGGUGUGACUGAUUCUUCUUUACUUGCUGAUGGUGGUGAGCUGGAAAUAAGGAUUAAACCUGAUCCUGAUGCUGGAACAAUUACUAUCACUGAUACUGGUGUUGGGAUGACCAAAGACGAGCUCAAGGACUGCCUUGGCACGAUUGCUCAGAGUGGUACAUCAAAAUUUUUGAAGGCCCUCAAGGAGAACAAAGACCUUGGGGCUGACAACAGUCUAAUUGGUCAGUUUGGUGUUGGAUUUUACUCAGCUUUUCUUGUAGCAGAGAAGGUUGUGGUGUCCACUAAGAGCCCAAAAUCAGAUAAACAUUAUGUGUGGGAAGCUGUGGCUGACAGUAGCUCUUAUGUCAUUAAGGAAGAGACUAGCCCUGAGAAAAUGCUUACACGCGGAACUCAGAUUACUCUCUUUUUACGGCCUGAUGAUAAGUAUGAGUUUGCUGACCCUUCAAGGAUUCAAGGCUUAGUUAAGAACUACUCGCAGUUUGUAUCUUUCCCCAUAUACACAUGGCAAGAGAAAUCAAGAACUGUUGAGGUUGAAGAGGAUGAAGAGCCAAAAGAAGGUGAAGAGGCAAUAGAGGGUGAGAAAAAGAAAAAUAAGAAGACUAUUACUGAGAAAUACUGGGACUGGGAGCUAGCCAAUGAAACAAAGCCCAUAUGGAUGAGGAAUCCAAAGGAAAUCGAGAAAACCGAAUACAAUGAGUUCUACAAGAAGACUUUCAAUGAGUUCUUGGAUCCUCUUGCCCACACUCAUUUCACAACAGAGGGUGAAGUGGAAUUCAGGAGUGUUCUUUACAUUCCAGGAAUGGCACCACUUAGUAAUGAGGAGAUAAUGAAUCCCAAGACCAAAAAUAUCCGGCUGUACGUCAAAAGAGUCUUCAUCUCUGAUGACUUUGAUGGUGAACUGUUUCCAAGAUAUUUGAGCUUUGUAAAAGGUAUAGUAGAUUCCAAUGACCUUCCCCUCAAUGUCUCUCGGGAGAUUCUUCAAGAAAGUCGAAUUGUAAGAAUUAUGCGCAAGAGGCUUGUCAGGAAAACAUUUGAUAUGAUUGAAGAGAUUGCCGAGAAAGAUGAUAAGGAGGACUACAAGAAGUUCUGGGAGAGCUUUGGCAAGUUUAUCAAGCUUGGUUGCAUUGAGGACACAGGAAAUCACAAGCGCCUUGCUCCUCUACUGCGUUUCCACUCUUCUAAAAAUGAGGGAGGUACGAUAAGUCUUGAUCAAUAUGUAGAGAACAUGUCUGAGAAUCAAAAGGCGAUAUACUACAUCGCUACAGACAAUCUCCAGAGUGCAAAGACUGCUCCUUUCUUGGAAAAGCUGGUCCAGAAAGACAUUGAAGUUCUCUACCUUAUUGAGCCUAUAGAUGAGGUUACCAUUCAGAACUUGCAGACCUACAAAGAGAAGAAAUUUGUGGAUAUCAGCAAAGAGGAUCUGGAAUUGGGCGAUGAAGACGAAGAGAAUCAAGAAACCAAGCAGGAAUACACUCUCCUGUGUGACUGGGUAAAACAACAGCUUGGUGACAAGGUUGCGAAGGUCCAAAUAUCGAAGCGCCUAAGUUCUUCACCAUGUGUUCUUGUAUCUGGCAAGUUUGGUUGGUCCGCCAACAUGGAAAGGCUCAUGAAGGCACAAACGCUUGGUGACACAUCAAGUUUGGAGUUCAUGAGGGGGAGAAGGAUUUUUGAAAUUAACCCUGAUCACCCUAUUGUCAAGGACUUGAAUGCUGCUUGCAAAAAUGAGCCUGACAGCACAGAAGCCAAGAGGGCUGUUGAGCUUUUGUAUGAUACUGCUUUGAUCUCCAGUGGAUAUACUCCUGAGAGUCCAGCAGAGUUGGGUGGCAAGAUCUACGAGAUGAUGGCAAUUGCCCUCGGCGGGAGAUGGGGGAGGUCUGACAUAGAGGAGGCUGAAGCAACCGUUGGUGAGGCCAGCGUAGAGGCUGACUCAUCCGAAGGCAUGGUGACAGAGGUGAUUGAGCCUUCGGAGGUAAGACCCGAGAGCGACCCAUGGAAGGUUUAAUGAGUUCUCUCUCGGGCAUCCUUUGUUAGAGCUUCAUAAUAAAUAGGUUAUGAUGGGUGUUAAAUUAAAUGGAAUUCAUGGGUUAGAACAUUGGCUAUAAAUGUUCUACACUGGUUUGCUGCCAUGGCAUUUUUGUAGGUGUAGACUCACCGGCUACUUCCAUUUUAUUGGAGGAAAGGUGGCCUUAUCAAUAAAACAUGCGGAAUGAGUAGUGAUUACUGUGUCACAGAAUUCUCCUGUGACUCUAGGAGCUUUCCCAACGUUGAUGUUCUGUUUUUCCUCAUAUAACGCUACUGCUUGUAUUCUUGACUUUAGCGACAGUACCAAUAGUAAAUUCAAAUUGCACGAUGAACA